AUGCCUGGUGAAAAAUCUCUUCCUAUGGUCGAAAUAAUGAACGACAAAGCUGACAACUGUCAAGUUCUUCAGAUCUUUGGCGAUGCUAAAUCUCUUGAAAGUGCUUUAGUAAAGAAGGAUGAGAAUGAAGUGAAAGAAAUAAAGAUAUCAGUUGAUGAAUCAACAUCUUUCGAAAGUAAGGAAUUCUUGUCCAAAGAUCAAAAGACUAUAACUAAUGAAGUUAUUGAAAGAGAUCUGGAAUGA
Funneliformis geosporum is the source of this 243-nucleotide messenger RNA. The record is from the annotation of a GenBank genome assembly. NCBI's taxonomy places the organism in Eukaryota, Fungi, Glomeromycota, Glomeromycetes, Glomerales, Glomeraceae.